ACUUUUCGUGUGGCGUCGGCGGCCUGUGGUGGCGCCGAGUUUCCGGGCAGGGGUUCUCUGAGACAGAGAGAAGCUUGCAGUCUCGGGUCGAGAUGUCCCAGUACGUGAACGACCUGUGGCCGGGCUCGCCGCAGCACAAGGGUUCCCCCUCGACGUCUCGGUCGGGCAGGUCCAGCCGCCUGUCCUCGGCAUCCAGGAGCCGCUCGUCUUCCGGGAGCUCUCAGUCGCGCUCUAACGGCUCGAGCCGGGCGUCGUCGCGGAGUCGGAGCCGGUCCUGGAGGAGGAGCCGGUCCAGGUCCUGGUCUAGGAGGCGCCACCAGAGGAAGUACAGGCGCUACUCGCGCUCCUACUCGCGCAGCCGGUCACGCUCCCGCGGCCACCGGUAUCGCGACAGGCGCUAUGGCGCGUCCAGGAGAUACGGCCGGUCGCCGUCGCGGCCCCGCUCCCGCAGCCGGUCCCGCUCGCGGGGACGCUCGUAUUACCGACGGGCUUACGCGCUCCCGCGGGGGCGGCGACACUACGGCUUCGGCCGCACCUUGUACCCGGAGGAACGCGGAAGUUGGAGGGGCGGGUCCCGGGGCAGGUCCCGGACCCGGUCGCGGAGCCCCACCCCUUUUCGCUUAAGUGAGAAAGAUCGAAUGGAGCUGUUAGAAAUAGCAAAAGCCAAUGCAGCAAAAGCUUUAGGAACCGCUAACUUUGACUUGCCAGCUAGUCUCAGAAAAGUUCUUGCAUCUAAAGAGACGAACUGUGGAACAGCUGUACCAAACAGUGAUGCAAAGUUUGAGCUGUCGGGAAAACUAGAAGAUGGAACUAAAAAUCCCAGUGAAAAGCCUUCCCAGCAAAAAAGCAUAGCUUUUAGCUCUAAUAAUUCUGUAGCAAAGCCAAUGCUUCAGAAAUCUACUAAAGCUACUGCUGAAGAGACCUCUUCAGGAUCCCCCAAAAUAGAUAAGAAGAAAAGUCCAUAUGGACUGUGGUUACCUGUCUAAAAAAAGAAAACUAAUGUAUAAGGUUGGCUGAAAUGCACUUUAUUGCAAGUGUGUGUUCUAGCAUUAUUCCAUCUCUGGGAGUCAUUUAGUGGUAAUUGUUGGAAUUACAAUGACACAGAAAUACAUAAAUCCUUAAUAUUUAAAUAUUAACAUUUUAGAUUUCUCUUAUAGAUAAAGAGAAAACACACACGGACCAGAGGAUUCAUACAGGUGGGAGUCUUGUACAUAUACUUGUAAAUGCUUUGUAUAAUACCAGUUAUGUAAGAGCAAAAUUUAUAAGAACAGUAAUUGAUAUGUUUAUAUUUGUUAAUAAAUUUUUUAUUUUUUAAA
Lontra canadensis (Northern American river otter) is the source of this 1316-nucleotide messenger RNA. It is a transcript of the gene RSRP1, whose product is annotated as arginine and serine rich protein 1. NCBI's taxonomy places the organism in Eukaryota, Metazoa, Chordata, Mammalia, Carnivora, Mustelidae. The record is from RefSeq and is a predicted model, not a curated record. The transcript has 5 exons. The coding region runs from base 93 to 986 and encodes 297 amino acids.